AUGGCGAAUGAUUUCCCGUCAUCUGACUUCGACCCAGCACUACAUCUUCAUUCCGAACCACCAGAGAUUAUACUUCAAACCGAGCCAGACCUUGAUUCAUUUGCCGACGACAUCGAGGCGCUACAACAGCGGCGCUUGGAGAUUGCUGAAGAAAAUCGACGUAAGGGAGUCGUGAUUCAGCAUCGCUCUUGGAAUCUAUCGGAUGUGUUUCGAAGUGACGACGACAUACAACCACUCACUCCAACGAAGUCCUUGAAUUACCCUCAACUAGGCAAAGGUCUCAUUAUAGAAAAUUUCCUUCCUUCCACACCGCCAACGGCAAUGGCGCCGUCCAUAUCUGCGGAGUCCGCUCUUACGCCUAGUCCUUCAUUGACAGAUCCCCGAAAGAGAAAGUUAGAAUCGACAUUGCCGGAGGAGGACUUGAAACGGCAAAAAAUUGUUGUCGACAAUCAAUUGAGCUCGUUGCAAGAAACAAAUUUAGAUAGCAAUGACCAUAAUGGACCAAGAAUGAUAGGCGGAUUCAUCGAUGACGAUGAUGACGACGAUGAGGAUGCAUUGGCUGAAUUAGGACGGUAUGAAAACGGAAUUUACUCAUUUCAGAAUACGGAAUAUGGAAAACAGACAGAAAAAUCAUUGCCGGAAAAUGUACCCAAUCAGAAGACUCAUGGACCAUUCGUCGAAGAUGAGGAUGAAGAGGAAGAGGAUAGUACCAAUGCGCUAAGGGAUACAUCUGCGAACAGCGAUGCCACUUUGCUCCGAAUGAUGUCUAAUUCGGCCCCCAUAAUUUCGUUAGGGUCAGAUGGUACGUCAUUGGAAAGGGGAAAGCCUAUCACUAUCAAGACUUGCUCGGGGAAAACACUUCGAGUCCAACCGCGCCAGCGUGCAAGCGCUCCAUCAUACGAGAGGAUUGUUGCCAGUCGCUCAAAGACGGCUGCCGGAAAAGCUCAGCGCAGCUACUACGGAAUUGAAAUCCACCGGUUAUUGGACCAUGCUGCCAGUGAGAUAAAGGAGGAUAUGAACCGCAAGCGAGAACAACUGCACAUUGAACAUUCCAUCGAAACACCGGUAAUUGGAAAGUCCAAGAAGAAUUAUGCCAAUCCAAUGUGGACGGAAAAAUAUCGUGCUCGAAGAUUUGCAGAUCUCAUUGGAGACGAGCGGACUCAUAGAUCAGUCUUACGAUGGCUUAAGGGAUGGGAUCCAGUUGUCUUCCCAGGUCUUGCUCGGUCGAAGCCGAUGAAAACGGCCGCCGAAGAGGGCGAACGAAUACACCGGAAGAUUCUCAUGUUGGCCGGUCCUCCAGGUCUAGGCAAAACUACCCUAGCUCAUGUUUGUGCACAACAGGCAGGUUAUGAAGUCCUGGAGAUUAAUGCUAGUGAUGAACGUAGCAGGGAUGUCGUCAAAGGUCGCAUCAGAGAUGCGGUUGGGACAGAGAACGUGAAAAGCGUAAGUGUUAAUGCUAACUCAAGCAAGGCCAUCAAACCCAGUCGUCCCGUUUGCGUUGUCGUGGAUGAGGUUGAUGGUGUUGUUGGCGGUUCAGGCUCGGGUGGUGAGGGCGGUUUUAUCAAAGCUCUCAUUGAUCUAGUCAUGACAGACCAAAAGAAUUCUGCUCGGACUAGUGAAAUUGUAUCAUUCAAGGGAAAAAGAAGAAAAGGCGACGAUUUCCGUCUGUUGCGGCCCAUAAUCCUCAUUUGCAACGAUGCGUAUCAUUCCAGUCUAAGGCCACUUCGCACUUCUAGCAUUGCUGAAGUGAUACACGUUCGACAAGUGCCGAUGGAAAAUGUCAUACAGCGUCUAAAGAUAAUAUUGACAAAAGAGAAUAUCCAAUAUGACGGUGAUGGAGUCAGAAGACUUUGCGAAGCAUCCUGGGGUAUGACUGCCAAGAAAGACCGCACCGAAAAGAAUCGCGGUGUUGGCGAGGGCGACAUACGAAGCAUUCUAGUCUCAGCGGAGUGGGUUGUGCGUAAACUUCGAGCUUUUCCAACAGCAGCACCUCGUUUGACCAAACGUUGGUUAGAGGAGAACAUCCUCAACGACGCCCAAUCUAGUGGAUAUUCCAAGGGGCUCGGAAGAGGUGGAGUUCGAGAGAUUACAGAUCGCGUCUUCAUCGAAGGUGCUGGCUUCCCACUAGCGCCUAUUGGCAUUGACUCGUUUAAUGACCCUUUUGAUCAGGAGAAAACCAAAACUCCAGUGGGAGUUGCAGAGCUGCGCAGACGCCAUGCAGCGUCCAAGCUGCGCGAGAUGAUAGAUGCAAGCGGGGAUUAUGAUCGGUGUAUCACGGACUGCUUCACGGAAUAUCCUACAAGAACUUUUCAGGACGAUACGUUUCUUUCUAAACCGAACUCCGCUUACGAUUGGCUGCAGUUUCACGACAUGAUUUCAUCUAAAGUUUUCUCAAACCAGGACUGGGAGUUGAAUCCGUACCUGAGCCAGUCAAUUCUGGCAUUUCAUCACUUGUUUGCUAGUGCUACUAGUUCCUCGAAUAAGAGAAAAUUCGAAGACGAAAACACAGAAGAAGAAGACCAUCCAUUUUCCGGACCCAGGGCAGACUUUGCGGCGUUUGAAGCACUCAAACAGAAUAAAUCAACACUUGUCAGUUUUCAGUCAACCUUUUCUGCACCACUCAUGAGACUGUUCCGCUCUGUCGACUGUGUUGCUACUGAUCUGGUGCCGAAUCUUGUGCGCAUGCUAUCGCCCGAUAUAAAGCCGGUCGUUGUGCGAGGUAGUGAUCAAAGCAAUGUUGCCAGUGUCAGAAAAGAGAGCGAAAAGGCACUGGUUCUUUCUGCAGUAAAGGUGAUGGGUGGCUUGGGCGUGACGUUUGAAAGGGUGCGUGUAGGAAAUGAAGGUUCCCACACUGGGUGGGUAUACAGAAUGGAGCCGCCUAUCGACACAUUAAUCUGCUUUUCAAAGACGAAGGGCACCAUUCUCGAUACUAAUGGCGCAGGCCCCGUACGCUACGCCAUUCGACAGGUGCUUGAUCAGGAGUACCGCAAAGAGACACUGCGCAAACAGGGAGAAAGCUCCCAGGCCAAAAUGGGACUUCCGUCGAGCAGUAGUAACAAGGAUUCAAAGCAAAAACAGACGCAUAAUGAUGACGAUAAGGAGAAUGGCUCUAAGACAAAGUCUGGUGCGGAUGCAGCCGUCAAUAGAGAUUUCUUUGGCAGGGUCAUUCAAAAUAAUCAAUCUGGCAGUGCUGCGCGCCCGCAGAAUCAUAAACGUAAAUCGAGUGGGCAUGGACAUGACCGCAAGGUAUGGGUGACAUUUCACGAAGGAUUUUCAAACGCAGUACGCAAGCCAGUCUCGAUGGCCGAGCUGUUAGCCGAGCUAUAG
Talaromyces atroroseus is the source of this 3327-nucleotide messenger RNA. Its product is annotated as Chromosome transmission fidelity protein 18. The record is from RefSeq and is a predicted model, not a curated record. Gene Ontology annotation, molecular function: ATP hydrolysis activity; DNA binding; ATP binding. Gene Ontology annotation, cellular component: nucleus. The transcript is spliced from 3 exons. Lineage: Eukaryota; Fungi; Ascomycota; Eurotiomycetes; Eurotiales; Trichocomaceae. Bases 1 to 3327 code for a protein of 1108 amino acids.